AUUUUGUGGGCUGGGUCAUAAGCUUUUUUUAAUGCCAUAGUCCCUGAGCACUCUGAAGGCUGAACCAGUCUCACAUUUGGUCAAAGCCAACGAAAGGCCAGCAGCGAUGGAUGACGUCUACAAAGCAGCGGUUGAGAACUUGACUGAGGAGCAAAAAAAUGAGUUCAAGGCUGCCUUUGACAUCUUCAUCCAAGAUGCCGAGGACGGCUGCAUCAGCACUAAGGAAUUGGGGAAGGUGAUGAGGAUGCUGGGGCAAAAUCCCACACCGGAAGAACUGCAGGAGAUGAUUGACGAGGUGGAUGAAGAUGGCAGCGGCACAGUUGACUUUGAUGAGUUCUUGGUUAUGAUGGUCCGCUGUAUGAAGGAGGAGAGCAAAGGAAAACCAGAAGAAGAACUGGCAGAACUUUUCCGCAUGUUUGACAAGAAUGGCGAUGGCUACAUAGAUCUGGAGGAACUAAAGUCUAUGUUGGAUUCCACUGGAGAAUCCAUCACAGAAGAUGACAUUGAAGAGUUGAUGAAGGACGGAGACAAAAACAAUGACGGCAAAAUUGAUUAUGACGAGUUCCUGGAGUUCAUGAAAGGUGUUGAAUAAAGGAUUGCAAUGGAGGCCUGCA
This is a messenger RNA of Syngnathus acus (greater pipefish), 614 nucleotides long. RefSeq names its product troponin C, slow skeletal and cardiac muscles-like. Bases 107 to 592 code for a protein of 161 amino acids. The transcript is spliced from 6 exons. Gene Ontology annotation, cellular component: myosin II complex. The record is from RefSeq and is a predicted model, not a curated record. Gene Ontology annotation, molecular function: calcium ion binding. Lineage: Eukaryota; Metazoa; Chordata; Actinopteri; Syngnathiformes; Syngnathidae.